Cydia fagiglandana is the source of this 4581-nucleotide messenger RNA. It is a transcript of the gene flfl, whose product is annotated as serine/threonine-protein phosphatase 4 regulatory subunit 3. NCBI's taxonomy places the organism in Eukaryota, Metazoa, Arthropoda, Insecta, Lepidoptera, Tortricidae. The transcript has 10 exons. The record is from RefSeq and is a predicted model, not a curated record. Gene Ontology annotation, molecular function: protein phosphatase activator activity. Gene Ontology annotation, biological process: DNA damage response; protein dephosphorylation. The coding region runs from base 185 to 2560 and encodes 791 amino acids. Gene Ontology annotation, cellular component: protein phosphatase 4 complex; nucleoplasm.
GAACCCCGUCCUCGAAGCGUUGUUGUGAAUCCAAUAUGGCGAUAUUUGAUGUUGUGCUAUUUUAAAGAAGUGCACAUGUUUUCAUACAAAUGGGAGUUAAAUAGAAGAAUACAACGGUGCAAUAAAGUAGCGCCUAAUAAUUGAGUCACUAUUUGAAUACAUAGUGGAAAGAGCGUUGACGAUUAUGACUGACACGAGAAGAAGAGUAAAGCUGUACGCUUUGAACGCUGACCGGCAAUGGGACGACAGGGGCACAGGGCACGUCUCCUCGUGUUACGUAGACAGACUCAAGGGCACCUCACUACUUGUGAGGGCAGAGUCUGAUGGAUCUCUACUUUUAGAAAGCAAAAUUCAACCAGACACAGCCUACCAGAAGCAACAAGACACACUAAUAGUAUGGUCAGAAGGUGACAAUUUUGACUUAGCAUUAAGUUUUCAAGAAAAAGCUGGAUGUGAUGAAAUAUGGGAGAAGAUCUGCCAGGUUCAAGGAAAAGAUCCAUCAGUUGAAAUCACACAAGAUAUCGUAGAAGAAUCAGAAGAUGAGCGUUUUGAUGAGAUGUCAGACAGUGUCCAACCUGUGGAACUACCACCAUGCGAAAUGGGAAGACUGGAAGACAUAAGCGAGUUGGUCAACAGCUGCUUGGUCUCACCAGCUCGUAAAGACAAAUUGGCCGCUGCUCUAGAAUCCCAGCAUUAUAUAAAGAAAUUACUCAAUCUCUUCCAUAUGUGUGAAGACAUUGAAAACAUUGAAGGCUUACAUCAUCUCUAUGAGAUAUUCAAAAGCAUAUUCCUUCUCAAUAAAAACACUUUGUUUGACACAAUGUUUGCAGAUGACACUAUAUUUGAUGUUGUCGGCUGUCUGGAGUAUGACCCGAGUCUACCACAGCCCAAAAAACAUAGAGAAUAUCUGCGGGAGCUAGCAAAAUUUAGAGAGGCCAUUCCUAUUAAAAAUCAAGAUUUGCUGGCAAAGAUACAUCAAACGUACAGAGUACAAUACAUCCAGGACAUUGUUUUACCCACUCCCACAGUCUUCGAGGAUAAUCUGCUUAGCACAUUAUCUAGUUUUAUAUUUUUUAAUAAAGUAGAAAUAGUAAAACUUAUAGAGGAAGACGACAGAUUUCUGACAGAUUUGUUUAAGUUGCUAAUGGAUGAUAAGACACCAAACCCGAAGAGGAGAGAUUUAGUUUUAUUUUUAAAAGAGUUUUGUAAUUUUUCACAAAACCUUCAGCCGCAAGAUAAAGAUGCGUUUUACAAAACGUUAGUUUCAUUGGGGAUCCUGCCAGCGUUAGAAAUUACAUUAGGUAUAGAUGACCAGAAGACCAAGACUGCGUCUAUAGAUAUAUUAACUUAUAUUGUGGAAUUCUCGCCCUCCGUAGUGAGGGAUUACACUUUACAGCAAGCUAACAACACAGAAGAGGAGCACAUGCUGCUUAACAUAGUGAUAGAACAGAUGCUACGGGACCGUGACCCUGAACUCGGAGGUGCUGUGCAGCUGAUGGGGGUCUUACGUAUCCUCCUUGACCCAGAGAGCAUGCUAGCUUCGGUCAAUAAGAGUGAAAAAGCGGACUUCCUAAACUUUUUCUACAAACACAGUAUACAGACGCUUAUAGCACCAUUACUACAGAACACAACGGGAGAGAAACCCCUGAGGGAGGACUACCACACUGUGCAGCUACUGGGACUCGUCCUAGAAUUGCUCUCGUUCUGUGUCGAGCAUCACACUUAUCACAUCAAAACUUGCAUAUUGAACAAGGAUCUCCUCCGCCGCAUACUGGUUCUUAUGAGAUCAACACACACCUUCCUAGUGCUGGGUGCUCUCAGAUUCAUGCGCAAGAUCACGGCGCUCAAGGACGAAUACUACAACCGGUACAUCAUCAAGGGGAAUCUCUUUGCGCCGGUCAUAGAUGCGUUCCUUAGAAAUAAUGGCAGGUAUAAUCUACUCGACUCGGCUAUACUAGAAUUAUUCGAGUUCAUAAAGUUGGAGGACAUCAAGUCACUCUGUUCACACGUGGUCGAAAACUACGGCAAGAUUUUAGAAGAUGUGGAAUAUGUGCAGACGUUUAAAGCGUUGAAGACGCGAUAUGAUCAGCAUCAGGAUAAACUAAAAGAGCGGGAUCGAGUGAGCGGCAGCGUCGGCGUGGCGGAGGCCGUGGUGCCGUCGCUGCUGCGCUCGCGCUACCGGCGCGAGGCGCGCGCGCCGGACGACGAGGAGGAGAUGUGGUUCAACGACGAGGACGAGCUCGACGACGAGCCGCCGCUCGAGCCCGCGCAGCCGCACGCCCACCCGCACCCGCACCCGCACCCGCACCACGCGCUCGACGCCAUCGGUAAAAUAGUAGAAAAGAAAGUGUGCACGAGUACAGAGAGCGCGAACGGACCGAGCAGAGUACUGCUCAACACCGCGUCGCCCAAACCGGCGCACACCGACGUUCAGGUAUCCGAGCCCAGAUUACUCGAUAAGGGCCUCGUCGACUACGACGGCGACUCUGAUGAGGAGGAGGAGGGCGCCACGAGCGCCGGCGCCGACGAGCGCGACGCCAAGCGGCCGCGCCUCGCGUAGUGCUCCAGUGAUACACACCCCCCUCAGCUGUGCACUACCAGUGAUGCCGUAAGGAUGCACUAGUAUAUACAUGGGCCCAACAGUUGCGGUUAAUGUGCGGCUUUCGGAUGCUUGCAGAUUAAACUAGGCCAAGAGCAUGGUAUAAUAAUAUACUCCGCCUGGUACUCUCUUCCCGUCUUUUCGUGGUCACGUGACUGACACAAGCCUACGUCAUCAUGCGACAGGGCUAUAUGAUAAUAUGCGAUAGCGCUAUAUAUAGCGGCCAUGUUAUUGUGUCGUAGGCUUGUGUCACUCUGGGAAGAGAAGACCAUGUUUUAUUAGACUAUGGCUAAGAGCCAGUCGCACCAACCACGGUUAGACUGACCAACCUCACGCAGCAGAGAUCUAUGAAACUUCCCAUACAAUGAAAUUUAGCGAACGCUUUAACGGUGACAGAUGGUUUGGUGCAACCGACCCUAAAGGUGUCAGAUAUCGUCUUAAGGGUCUACCUUAACGAGUCCACAAAGUUAAAGAGUUGCGAUGCGGCCCUGUGGACGUCUACCUUUACAUAUAGCUGCAUAGCAUGCAUUGUAUGGCGCUCGUGGGGUGCGCGAUUCUUGAAACGCGCUAGCGGUGCGUUCGCCCGGUCUGGACGCACCUGAAAUGAUCGUGUUAAUAUGUUCGCUGCCAAAAACUCGCUGCAGCGGUUCGAUUUGUGUAGGAAUUGGAAAUUGGGCUGGAAUAAAGAUAGUAGAGAAUUGUAAUAAAGUAUCUUAAUAUAAAAAUCAUAACAUGCAGAGAUUUAAAAAAAAUGGUGUUCCGAUACGCAUAUACAUGUAAAUCUGCUAAGUGCCUGAUUUUCUGAGGAAGUGGUUUAUAUAUAUAUAUAUACAUAUUGCGAGUUGGAGCUCGACUGAGUAAUUGACUCAUUAUAAUAAGGCUAAUAUCAGCUUUUAAUAUUAAAACCAGGAUAAACCAUCAAGAGUGCGUCAAGAUUUAACCAAGCUGUAACUCACAAUAUUAAAGAGAUACUCUAUUAAAACUCUUUAUUAAUGUCUGUAGGCAUUUGGCAGAAAUUUAAGCGGUCUUCACAUUUGAUGCUAAAUCGCACGUCGCUCCGUUUUGCGAGCGAGACAUCGCUAUAUGCGUGCAUAGCGCUGUCACACUCACAACUUGUGAUAACCGCGUUAUGAUCCAUCGAGUAGUAAUAGAUUACCAGCGAACACGGUCCGGUAGCCAUACCAUGAGUUGACACUUGACGUUUACGUUAGCGACUGCGUUAACUCGAUCGCAGUCCAUCACGCUUGCACUAAUAUACACGGUGUAACAUGAGUAAACCGAAUAAUUUUAACAGCGUAUUCCUGAUCAUAUUAAGAGACAAAAAUGUCCUAUAAACUUUUUUUGAAAUUCGCCUAGUUUCAGAGAUAUUAUUAAUUAAAAAAAAAACAAGUUUUUAUUGUUACAUAGUGUAAAAGGCCUUUUUGAUGAUGAUGUUGCUGCUAUGGGACGUAGUCUAAAUAUCCUUAUUGAUAGAUGUCAAAAAGUGACAAGUAACACUUUGCAAAAAGUAACUUCUACGAAAAAAAAAAUUAAAAAUCAAUUUUAAGUGACAAGUUUACCAAUAACAUUUAUUUUAAUGUACAAAUACAUUCAAAAAAUUGAAAAAAACAAAACAAAAAAAAAUAUUUUUUUUUGGCGAAAUUGACCUAAACUCGUAUUACAUUUUUUUACUUUAUUUACCUCAGAAAUGCGUGGUUAAAAUUAUUCGGUUUCCUCAUGUUACACCAUGUAUUAGUGCACGCAGCCGCUAACGUAAAUGUCAAUUGCCAACUCGUGGUAGCCGUGCUGAUUUAUUAUUUGGAGUGUUUGUAAGCGCCGUAGCCGUAUUGCGCCCAUGUAACGUAGUAAAUAUAAUUAAUUAGCAUAUGAUACCUUCAUACUAAUUAAAUUUAACUUCGUAUGGCAUCUCAGAGUGUUAAGCUCGGUUUUCCUAGGAUAGCGGUGCCGUCACAGCGGCUGUCUCCAUACAAAAUAAUACGGCU